AGAGAGAAUUCAACAAUGGGCUCAUCUCUAUCUAUAUACAUAUCUCCACAAGCCCUAGCUCGCAAUACUCCAAACCCUCGCAACCCCCUCCCCAGAAAGCUCUGCAAAUCAAACCCUAACCACCACCAUCGCAUUACUCGCACCACCUCCCGUGACUUCCACCCUCCGCCGCCGCCGCCUCUCUCCUCCGUCUCCGGCGGCGAUGCCGCCACCACCUACACCCGCCUCCCUCCCAAAGACGACUUCUUUCUCUCCUCUCUCCACUCCUCAACCGAGGUCAAGCUAUCCGAAUUGAAUAUUUCAACUCGAAAGAUCGAAAACGACGAAUCGAGUCAAGAAGAAGAGUUGUUUGAUGAAAAUCUAGGGCUUUCUUACGGAAAGUUCGAAUUGUUCGAGGUGAAUUCUGAUUCUGAAUUCGAAGACGAUGAUAAUGAGGAGGAGGAGGAGGAGGAGGAUGACUAUGGUGGUGAAAUGUUAGGGUUUGAGGGUGGAGAAGCUGGGGAUGUGGUUGGUGGGGAUGGAAUUGAAGGAGAGGAAGUGAAGGAGAAAGAGAAAGGAGUGCCGGCGGUGAUGAGAUGCUUUGACAGAGCGAAGAUUUUUGUUAAGGCCGGUGAUGACGGGAUUGGGGUGGUGGCGUUCCGGCGAGAAAAGUACGUGCCGUUUGGGGGACCAUCCGGUGGCGACGGAGGGAGGGGUGGGAAUGUGUAUGUGGAAGUUGAUGGGUCGAUGAAUUCGUUAUUGCCGUUUCGACAGAACAUUCAUUUCAGGGCAGGGAGGGGUAGCCAUGGGCAGGGGAAGAAGCAGAAUGGGGCGAAGGGAGAGGAUGUUGUGGUGAAGGUGGCACCGGGGACGGUUAUUAGGGAGGCUGCCAUGGAUGGAGAGCAAGGGGAGGUGCUUUUGGAGUUGUUGUAUCCGGGGCAGAGGGCAUUGUUGUUGCCAGGUUGAAGAGGAGGGAGAGGCAAUGCUUCUUUUAAGUCGGGGACGAACAAGGUUCCAAAGAUUGCAGAGAUUGGAGAGGAGGGCCCAGAAUUGUGAGUCUUUCAAGUUCUUAAAUUGUUUGUUCAGAUUUUUAAAAAUUUGAAAUAGGUAAUUGCAUAUAUUAAUUUUAACACUCGGAAAUGGUUUCGUGGAUUUUUUAUUUGAUUUGUACAUCCUUGUUGAGAGUAUAGGGUUUUGUUCUGUUUAGUUCGGUUGUUUCUUUUGCUGGUACAUGCGUGUGUAGAUGGUUGAUGCCUUCACUGUGCAUUAAAAUAGUUACCAUUUUGCUUGUCAGUAAAUAAAUAAAUAACUGUUGUACAAAGUGCAGCAAAGUCUAUUAUUAUAGCUCAUAUUCUUUGAGUUCACUAAUUUAUAUUUUUACAAUUAAGUAUACAUGAGUCUGACCAUUUUAGGGGGUCAGAUGGGUCACAAUUGCAAUAUCUCCUAUUCCAAGUGGCACUGCAUUUGGAGAUACAAAGUUUUAGAUCACCAAGAUUUUGAUAGUGAGACUCACUUGUGGAAUUAAUAAGUUGUUAAUACAUGCCCAGGAUACCAAUUCAUCCAAGUUUUAGCGGUAACAUUCAUGGUUGGUGUAUUUACGAAUAAGGGGCCUCAAGAAUAGUCUCUUCAUAAGAAAUGGGGGGAAGGUUGUCUAGCUACUACCUCUCUGAGUCUUGGACUUUGUUAUAAGCUGGAGCUUUGUGCAUUGGGCAUGAGCUUUUUUUUUCUUUUUUAGGUUAUUCAGAGCUAAUUUCCAUGGUUAGUGGAAGUCUUUCAAUUUUGUUAUUAAUUAUUUUGUGAGCAUUUUGACCAGGUG
Camellia sinensis is the source of this 1795-nucleotide messenger RNA. Lineage: Eukaryota; Viridiplantae; Streptophyta; Magnoliopsida; Ericales; Theaceae. The record is from RefSeq and is a predicted model, not a curated record.